Molecule: messenger RNA, 1786 nt
Organism: Prionailurus viverrinus (fishing cat)
Lineage: Eukaryota; Metazoa; Chordata; Mammalia; Carnivora; Felidae
Gene: TARM1
Product: T cell-interacting, activating receptor on myeloid cells 1
Exons: 7
Coding region: 170-937 (255 amino acids)
Cellular component (GO): plasma membrane
Source: RefSeq, a predicted model, not a curated record
GUGAGGUUGUGGACGUCCCAGCUCCGCUCCCUCCCACGGGCUGCACAGCUGAAGACACGGCUCUGGACAGGCUGGUUUGCUGCCAUGAUCCCUAGGCUACUCCCACUGCUCUGUCUCAGGUUCCUGCCUUCUACAUCCAGGGUGAAUUGGCGGAGGCCAGUGGGGGGAGAUGUUCAGGAACUGUAACACCAGCUUGACAGAAAUGCAAGAACCUGUCCAUGAUAGAGGCUGCGAAUCCAGGGGUCUGUGGACGUUUGUGAAGCCAGGAGAGCCCCUGGAGUGGCAGGGCUGUGCGCUGGCCAAGGAAGCAGGGGGACUGACGGGUAAUGUUAUUUUGGACUUUUCACGAUCACCGGCUUCCAAGGAGGGCCUGGCUGAAUUUCACCUCACUGACCUAAGAAGCAGCCAUGCUGGAGACUACACCUGUGAGUGCUACAGACCAGGGGCCCCGGACAUAAGAUCACCGCCCAGUGAGGUCAUCCUGCUGCUGGUGACAGGAGGUCUCCCUAAACCUUCCCUGCAAGCCCACCAAAGGGGUGUGGUGACCGCAGGAGACGACGUGACCCUGCAGUGCCAGAGGCCAGACAAUAUUUUCGGGCCCAUGAGGUUCGCCCUGCUGAAGGCGGGAGUGGCAGAGCCCAUCAGGCUCCGGACCCCAGCCGGCAAGGAGGCGGACUUCUCCCUGCAGACUGUGACAGUCGGUGACGCUGGGAACUACAGCUGUGUCUACUUCCAGACCGGGACUCCUUUCUGGGCCUCACAGCCUAGUGAUCGUCUUGAGAUCCGGGUGAGAGUCCCCCCAGGUGCCAUAUCGAGGGACUACACCACGGGCAACCUCAUCCGCCUGGGUCUGGCUGCCCUAGUUGUGGUUAUUAUGGGCGCUCUCCUGCUGGAAGCCUGGUGCAGCCAGAAGGAGUCUCCACGUGGAUCCACGUAGAACAACUGAGCACUUGUCUUGUUCACGGGCUGGUGUGUACUACCCACAUGCCCCAGGGCUUCCCAGGGAAUGACGAGUGCAGAUGGAGAGACCUGCCGAUCCUUAACAGUCCUGUGGAACCUACAUUCUUAGCUCUAUGAAGAACUACUCAAGGACGAGGCUUACCUCUUGCCAUAGCUUUGCCUGGGGCAGAGCACAGAAUGGAUCUUAAAGACACACUCAAAAAAUUUGGAUGAUUUGAAAAAAAUACUUAAAACUUCAGAGUCUGGCUGGGUAGCACGUGCAGUUACCUCCAUAGGAACUGUGAUGCCAUUGAUAUUUAGGGAAAACACUGCUUCCGGCAUAUUAUCGACUCCCCUCCAUUCUCUAUUUUGUACUUCAGGACCAGCAAUUAGUCAAGUGUGAAACUUUCUUUAUCCUAUGUGUCUUUUCAAUUUUAUUUCAUAGAUUCUCCACAUUUUGCCUAAUUUUGGGAGGCUCCCUCUCAACUUCAUAGCAUCAAGUUGCUUCUGAGUUGUACCCAGGAUUUCUUCAUCGUCUGGUGCAGGUGUAAAAAGGUUAUCCACAAUAUUUUCACCUUCACGAUCUGUUGCUGUUUGUUCAUAAUCCUGUUCUCUGUCACAAAUACUCAUUCUUAUUUUAGAACUAUUGUCUCCUCUCUUAAAACCCGGGAGAUACGCUUAUAAAAAUCCAGUUCUGGGGUCGCCUGGGUGGCUCCGGCAGGCAUCGUGACUGUUGACUGCAGUUCAGGUCAUGAUAUCAGGUUCAUGAGAUCAAGUCCCACACCGGGCUCUGCACUGAGUGUGUAGCCUGCUUAAGUUUCUCUCUUUGUCCCCCUCUGCCCAUCUC